Molecule: messenger RNA, 1569 nt
Organism: Leptinotarsa decemlineata (Colorado potato beetle)
Lineage: Eukaryota; Metazoa; Arthropoda; Insecta; Coleoptera; Chrysomelidae
Product: calpain-A
Biological process (GO): proteolysis
Cellular component (GO): cytoplasm
Molecular function (GO): calcium-dependent cysteine-type endopeptidase activity
Source: RefSeq, a predicted model, not a curated record
UAAGUUCUGAAAGAAGUAGGUAUUUGGGUGCAGUUUUUGGUGUCAUAAAUUAGAGAAAUGUCACACGCACAUAAGUGUACCGGAUUUGAUCCAAAAAAAAUAUAUAUGCUUGGUGAAAAAUCAUCUGGAUUGGAAUCUAGAGGAAUUCUGCAAAAUUAUGAAGAACUGAAGAAAAGCCAUCUACAGAGUGGAACUUUAUUUGAAGAUCCCCUAUUUGUUCCAAAUGAAACAGAGUUGGGAGAAGAAGUAAAAUUAGACAAUGUUGAAUGGUUGAGGCCUAAGGAAAUCAGAAAAAAUCCCAUAUUCAUCGGUGAAAAAGAAGAUAGAUUUGAUGUUAAUCAAGGUGAAUUGGGCGAUUGCUGGUUUAUGGCUGCUUUGGCAGAUGUUACUCAGAAUUAUAAAAUUCUAGAGAGAGUUGUCCCAAGUGAUCAAAGUUUUGAUAAAAACUAUGCUGGAAUUUUUCAUUUCAGAUUUUGGCAAUAUGGAAGAUGGAUUGAUGUAGUUGUGGAUGAUAGGUUGCCUACUCGACAAAGAAGAGAGGAAAAUGGGGAAAUCACUCGAGAACUAGUGUACGUUAAAUCCAAGGAUAAGAAUGUAUUUUGGACAGCAUUGCUGGAAAAAGCAUACGCAAAAUUGUAUGGAUCUUAUAAGAAUUUAGACGGCGGAUUUGUCUCUGAGGCUUUGGGAGACCUCACUGGAGGAUUGACCGAAAUUCACAAAGCUGAGCAAGAACAUUGGAAUGAAACGUUGUUUGAGAAAAUGCUGGAAUCAUAUCAGAAAAAGUCUUUCAUGGGAUGUGCGAUAAUGAAUGGAACAAGAUUGGCUUUAUCACUUGGACUGAUUCCCUCGCAUGCAUAUAGUAUAACUGAAGUCAUUGAGAUCCGAUCUAGGCUUUCAAAUGUAGUAAAACUACUCAGGAUCAGAAAUCCAUGGGGAAGAGUAGAAUGGACAGGUAACUGGAACGACAGAUCAGAGCUGUGGAAUACCAUCCCCGAUAAUAUAAGAACCUCUCUUUCUGUGAAAAUUAGGGAGGAUGGAGAAUUUUGGAUGGAAUUCAAGGAUUUCAUCAAAUAUUUUGACAUCUUAGAAAUAUGUCAUCGUAAUCAAGAUUUUGGGAUGACCCACUGGAACUGUUUCAUGUUAGAUGGGUCCUGGAGUGUAAACAGAAAUAAUACAAAAUACUUAUUAUCUUUGAAAGGGGAUGGUAAUAUCAGCUCAGUAAAAAUUGGUUUGAUGCAGAAAAAUCGGAGACUUCACCACCAAGAUCAGUUGCCAAUAGGUUUCAAAAUAGAAACGUUUUUUCAGGCCGAAAGACAACCGUUACGCAUACAGGGUCCGAAGGAAUAUCUACAAGUAACAGGACAUGUGAAACUUUUGAAUGGAAACUACCUAAUACUACCUUUUGUCAAAGGAAUGGAUAAAAGAGAAUGCGAAUAUUUGCUCCGAGUUUACUCAACUGCGAACUUUGAAUUGAAAGAGUUGGAUUCCCAAUGAAUUCAGAAUCUAAUAAUUAUCUAAUAUUUUGUGAAUACUUUAGGAAAUACCUAAUUAUAUUUCAUAUGAAGGAUG